Messenger RNA from Vigna unguiculata (cowpea), 1711 nucleotides. RefSeq names its product isovaleryl-CoA-dehydrogenase (gene IVD). Gene Ontology annotation, cellular component: mitochondrion. Gene Ontology annotation, molecular function: flavin adenine dinucleotide binding; 3-methylbutanoyl-CoA dehydrogenase activity. Gene Ontology annotation, biological process: L-leucine catabolic process. NCBI's taxonomy places the organism in Eukaryota, Viridiplantae, Streptophyta, Magnoliopsida, Fabales, Fabaceae. The record is from RefSeq and is a predicted model, not a curated record.
CAUCUGGGUUACUUUAAAUCUGGGUUGGGUUUUUUAUUACUCGUUCCAAGAAAAUUGGACUCUUGAUGUAAAUGAUUGUAUGAUCAAUUGCUUAAGAAGAAUAAACUAGUUUUUAGUGGAAACUAUUUUGGGGGAGGGAGCAUCUAUGUAUCUUGCGUAGGAGAGACAGUUGUGGUGGACACAUGUUUGAGAACUGAAUGUGGAUGGCUCUGGCCUGGCCCUGGCAUGUGCUAUUAUCUGGGAAAGGAUUCGUUGAGGAGUCUUACCCCCAAAACCCCUAGUUUCAUCAAAUUGUUUGGUUUGUACUAACAACAAAUUAUGUGUUUUGGUUUUCCACUGGAAGAAAGCUUAUCAUAUGUUGGAUCCAAUGCAAAGAGUUUUUUCCUUUGUAAUGGUGCGACAGCUUCCCAACGGUUUAAAGAAAGUGUUUCUCAGUUUGCAACGGAAAAUAUUGCCCCUCAUGCUUCAAAAAUAGACCACACAAAUUAUUUCCCUAAGGAGGUGAACUUAUGGAAAAGCAUGGGGGAAUUCAAUCUCCUUGGGAUUACUGCUCCAGAGGAAUAUGGAGGGCUUGGUCUAGGUUACUUGUACCACUGUAUAGCAAUGGAAGAGAUUAGCCGUGCUUCGGCAUCAGUUGGUCUUUCUUAUGGUGCUCAUUCAAACUUGUGUGUGAAUCAGCUGGUGAGAAAUGGAAGUCCUGCUCAGAAAGAGAAAUAUUUACCAAAGCUUAUUUCUGGGGAUCACGUGGGAGCUUUGGCAAUGAGUGAGCCCAAUUCUGGGUCUGAUGUUGUCAGCAUGAAAUGCAAGGCUGAUCGUGUAGAUGGAGGCUAUGUACUUAAUGGGAACAAGAUGUGGUGUACUAAUGGGCCAGUUGCUGAAACAUUAGUUGUCUAUGCUAAAACAGACAUAACUGCUGGGUCAAAAGGCAUUACUGCAUUCAUUAUCGAGAAGGGAAUGUCUGGAUUCAGUACUGCCCAGAAAUUGGACAAACUUGGGAUGCGAGGAAGUGAUACAUGUGAGCUUGUCUUUGAGAAUUGCUUUGUUCCAGAAGAAAAUGUUCUUGGGAAAGAGGGAAAAGGAGUAUAUGUCAUGAUGUCUGGGCUGGAUCUGGAGAGACUUGUUUUGGCAGCUGGUCCUCUGGGUAUUAUGCAGUCAUGUCUUGAUGUUGUUCUUCCUUAUGUUCGACAGAGAGAGCAGUUUGGUCGUCCCAUCGGGGAGUUUCAGUUUAUACAGGGGAAAAUUGCUGACAUGUAUACUGCAUUACAGUCCUCAAGGUCUUAUGUGUAUUCUGUAGCUCGAGACUGUGACAAUGGAAAGGUUGACCCAAAGGAUUGUGCUGGAGCCAUACUUUGUGCUGCUGAAAGAGCAACCCAGGUUGCUUUGCAGGCUAUACAGUGUUUAGGUGGGAAUGGCUACGUGAAUGAGUAUCCUACUGGUCGUCUUCUGAGAGAUGCCAAACUCUACGAGAUUGGAGCAGGAACUAGUGAGAUCAGAAGAAUGAUUAUUGGACGUGAGCUUUUCAAGGAGCAAUAGCAUGCUACAGUUCCUUGCACCUUACACGAUUCUAAUCUUUUGGAUCUUGAAUAGUCUUGAAUAGUGCUGAUCCCUUGGGAUGUGGAUGAAACUAUAUGAAUGUUUCAUUCAUCAAACAAGAAUUAUUUAUAAUAACGAGAAAUGAUCAUUGGUCCAAGGAAUAAAUUUUUCCAUGUUA